Malania oleifera is the source of this 2381-nucleotide messenger RNA. Its product is annotated as probable protein arginine N-methyltransferase 3. The transcript is spliced from 7 exons. The coding region runs from base 270 to 2207 and encodes 645 amino acids. Gene Ontology annotation, molecular function: protein-arginine N-methyltransferase activity. Gene Ontology annotation, biological process: peptidyl-arginine methylation. The record is from RefSeq and is a predicted model, not a curated record. Lineage: Eukaryota; Viridiplantae; Streptophyta; Magnoliopsida; Santalales; Ximeniaceae.
UUUAUUUUUUAAACAACUGUUUUUUGUAAGGAGAAGAUACAAAAGUUAGGCAGAAAUUCGUUUUUGAUUGUUCAAAAGUUAAGCAGAAAUCGUUUUUGGCAAAAACGAUAAUCUAAAAGAUUGUACUACUUCAAAACAACUUUACACGGUAGCUGCAUUCCAUUCUUUUUUGGGCCCUUGCAGUGUGGGUAGUUCUGACGAGGGGUUUUAGCUACAGAUUGUUUCUUAUUAGGGUUUAACGCUACUUCCCUGUCCCUCCUCUGUGCUCCAUGGCGAAGAAGCCAAUGUCGAACGAAGAAAUAUGCGAAACAGGGGUAAUAGACGAGCGCGAGAAAGAGGAGGAGGAAGAAGAAGAAGAGCAGGACCUCGACGAUUGGGGAGAUUGGAGAAUGAACGAUGAAGACGAAGAAGGGAGCGAAAAUCAGGAGGCCAUUGAUAUUCUCUGCUUGUUCUGCGAUUCGAAGUACAGUUCGUGCCAUGUGCUUUUCGAGCACUGCCGUUCAUCUCACCGUUUCAAUUUCCACGGUAUAAGGAAAUCCCUCGCCUUGGAUUUCUACGGUUCUGUCAAGUUCAUCAACUACGUUCGUUCUCAGGUGAUGGAAAACAAAUGCUGGAGCUGUGGGUUUUCCUGUCAGUCCAAUCAAGAUCUUCAGAAUCAUUUGCAUGAAACAGUCAAUUUUGUAGGCAAUGUGCUUCCUUGGGAAAAUGAUAAAUAUCUAAGGCCUUUUGUGAAAGACGAUCCACUCCUUUACAGUUUUGAUGAAGAUGAAGAAGAAGAAAUUGAAGAUAAAUACAGCAUGUCAGCAGAUGUAGACGAACCUAGGAAGGAUGUGGGGAGUCUUGAAGAAAUUUGUGUUGAUGAUAAAAAGGAUGUGAAAGUGUUGGCUUGCGAUAUUGGAAACUCUAAUGAGAAUGGAAGGCAGGAGGUUGCUUCUGAUUCCAUUUGCUAUGCGAAGGGGGCAAUUCCUUUGGAGGACAUGACAAUCAAUGAUGCAAAUGAACAUUUGGGUUCAUGUGAUAGAAAACCAAAUGAUAAGAUUAUUGAAGUUUCUUUUUCAGAUGUUGUUGCAAAGGGUAUCAAGAAAGUGAAUGAGAAUUAUUUUGGGUCAUAUAGUUCAUUCGGCAUCCACAGAGAGAUGAUUAGUGAUAAGGUUAGAACAGACGCUUAUAGACAAGCUAUCUUGAGCAAUCCUUCUCUACUUAAUGGUGCAGUUGUGAUGGAUGUAGGCUGUGGUACUGGCAUAUUGAGUCUCUUUGCAGCUCAAGCAGGGGCUUCAAGGGUAAUUGCAAUUGAAGCCAGUGACAAGAUGGCGACAGUUGCAACUCAGAUUGCGAAAGACAAUGGCCUUUUGUGCAGUGAUAGCCCAAAUAAACACAGUAACCACUGCACUGGGGUAAUACAAGUGGUUCAAGGUAUGGUAGAAGAGCUGGAUAAAUCCAUGCAGAUUCAACCCCAUAGUAUUGAUGUGUUGCUGAGUGAAUGGAUGGGAUAUUGCCUGCUGUAUGAGUCAAUGCUCAGCUCAGUUCUUUUUGCACGGGAUCAGUGGUUGAAGCCAGGAGGUGCAAUACUUCCUGACCUGGCAACUAUUUUUGUUGCAGGAUUUGGAAGAGGGAGUACCAGUGUUCCGUUUUGGGAAAAUGUAUAUGGUUUCAACAUGUCCUGCAUUGGCAGGGAAGUUCUUGAGGAUGCAGCUCAAGCUCCCAUUGUUGAUGUUGUGGACAGUCAAGAUAUAGUGACUGAUGCUGUGGUUCUCCAGACAUUUGAUCUGGGAAGAAUGAAGAUUGAUGAGAUGGAUUUCACCAGUAGCAUCGAGCUGGAACCGAAGUUGGAUAAUCUGAUCAAGGAAACAGAAUGUUCAACAACUUUGUGUUAUGGAGUUGUGUUGUGGUUUGAAACUGGUUUUACUAGCAGGUUCUGCAAGGAAAUGCCGACUGUUUUGUCCACUUCCCCGUAUACCCCCAGAACACACUGGUCACAAACACUUCUUACAUUCCGAGAGCCAAUUGCACUGGCAUCAGGCAAAUAUAAUGCUGACAAAUUGGCAGCAGUUGGUUCUGAUGCCAAUCCUGCUUCCAAAAUGCAUACACGCAUCAGCAUUGCUCGUGCUUCUCAACAUCGCAGCAUUGACAUUUCCUUGGAGAUUGCAGGCAUAAGCCAUGAUGGUCGAAAACGUAAUUGGCCUGUGCAAAUAUUUAAUUUAUGUUAGGUUGUUUUUGUCAGCAGAAGUUUUGAGGUAUACAGGCUGAUUUCCUGUGUGUGCCUGUGAGUUGUUUAAUUUUGAGAUGCUAUUCUUGUCCUUUUUCCCUAACUAAGAAGUUGUAAUUCUUGUAUUUUAAAAAAUAUUUUGUUUUAAUUUACAACUCACUGAUAUUCAGCUAAA